Eublepharis macularius is the source of this 2333-nucleotide messenger RNA. Its product is annotated as heparan-alpha-glucosaminide N-acetyltransferase-like. The record is from RefSeq and is a predicted model, not a curated record. NCBI's taxonomy places the organism in Eukaryota, Metazoa, Chordata, Lepidosauria, Squamata, Eublepharidae. The coding region runs from base 220 to 1800 and encodes 526 amino acids. The transcript has 18 exons.
GCAGGAGAAGCACGGGCUGUCUUCUUGUUCUUCAUCGGAUUAAGCUUUGUACAAAACAACCAUGCAGAUAUCGAACUGAAGCUUGACCAAGCCCUGAUCUCCGUGACCAGUUUCCUUCCUGAAAGAAUUGGUGUGCUCUACGUGUCUGAUGCUUGUUACAAAUGUCUACCACAGCUUCUCCUCACAGUUGAACCUGCUUCAAGGGGUGUGCCUUCCAACAUGAGUGUGGCUGUUAGUACCCGCUUUCCUCUUGCAAUGGAUGUCUUUAUGGGAAGAAAUGUUACCAAUGUUGUUUGCAGAUGGCAGCAAUUAUAUGGAGAGCAAGGCCAGUAUUUGGUAUCUGUCAAGCGGGAAAUGGCUGGGAAGAAUAAAACUGAAGUCUCCUGUACCCUGAUGGUGCAAAAAGACCCAGAAAACAGUUACAUCCCUUUGUGGAUUGCUUUGGCUCUCUUUGUUGCUCUGACCCUUCUCUAUUUCCUUGGAUUCUAUGUCUCCAAGCUACACUGCACACAGAAAUGCUGCCAUUGGCUUCGGGGUAAACUUGUCUCUUAUGAACCUAAAUCUACAGAGCCCCCACGGCCAGUGGCAGAGUUCACCAAAAGCCGAAGACUCCUUUCCCUGGACACAUUCAGAGGAUUUUCUCUUACUCUCAUGAUAUUUGUAAAUUACGGAGGUGGGGGCUACUGGUUCUUCGAGCACGCUGCAUGGAACGGACUGACAGUUGCAGACUUGGUCAUGGCAUGGUUUGUCUUCAUCAUGGGCACAUCAGUAGGGCUGGCUUUCCAUGCGAUUAUGAAAAGAGGAGCGACCCGUAUCCAGCUCUUGCGUAAAUUAACUUGGAGGACUCUGAUCUUAUUUGUGAUAGGAGUCUGCUUCCUGAACUAUGGACCAGUGGAUGGUCCAUUAUCAUGGAGCUGGGCAAGAAUUCCAGGAGUUCUGCAGCGUCUUGGAUUUACUUACUUUGUUUUGGCUUUGAUGCAGGCCUGCUUCGGCAUAAAAGAUAUUGACAACUAUCAGUUUGGUAAUUGGUGGGCUGCAAUCAGAGACGUUAUUCUCUACUGGCCAGAGUGGAUUAUCAUGGCUGCCCUGGAGACCCUGUGGCUCUGUCUGACACUCCUGCUUCCUGUGCCGGGAUGCCCCAGAGGAUACCUGGGCCCUGGGGGGAUAGGAGAUGAUGGAAAAUACCCCAAUUGUACGGGUGGCGCAGCAGGUUACAUCGAUAAGUGGCUGCUUGGAGAAAACCACAUCUACCGCUCUCCUACAUGUAAGGAGUUAUACAAGACCACCCAGCCUUUUGAUCCUGAAGGCAUUUUGGGCACCAUCAACUCCAUUCUGAUGGCUUUCUUUGGACUUCAGGCAGGGAAGAUUAUUCUCCUGUACCGCCGGCGACCACAGAGCAUUUUAAAGAGAUUUCUCUUCUGGGCAAUUUUGCUGGGGAUUAUCUCUGCUAUCCUAUCCAAAUGCACGCAAAAUGAAGGAUUCAUUCCCAUCAAUAAAAAUCUCUGGUCUCUGUCCUACGUCACGACCCUGAGCAGCUUCUCGUUCGUCUUGCUGGGAAUCAUGUUCUAUGUACUUGAUGUGAAAAAUUGGUGGGGAGGCCAGCCUUUCAUUUUCCCAGGAAUGAAUUCAAUCUUUGUCUACGUUGGACACUCCCUUCUGGGCAGCUUCUUCCCUUUCAGCUGGGAAUUAAAGUUUCCAGCCUCCCAUGCCGAGCCCCUCUUUCAGAAUUUAUUGGGCACUUCGAUCUGGGUGUUUCUUGCUUAUCUCCUCUAUAAGAAGAAGUUCUUUUUGAAAAUAUGACUGUUGUUAGACACAGACGUGAUUUAUUUUUGCUUUUGUAAUGCAAUUAUGAGAACUGAAGAUGUGAUUUCAAAACCUUAGAGAGAUGGAGCCACCGCUGCUUACUCUUCUCUGUCCCUUCUACACUAUGUCUGUCUACACAAACCAUGUGUGGUGUUAUCAUACUGUUUGUUACGUGUCUGCAGGAUCCAAGGGCCCUUACAUCACCAUGCAGCGCAACCACAUCACACACAGCUUGUGUAGACAUUGUUUAGAGGGGAUGGAGAAGAGACACAGCAGGGCCAGUUCCAUCCAUUUUACAAAGUCCAGCACAAUCGUGAACUUCCAAGAAAUCCGUCUUCUGUCCCUGGGGCACCCAUGACGAGCAUGUUCUGGAAGGAGCUAUUUUACCAAAAGAGAUUCAGAUUAGGUGGCCCAUUGGAAGUGGCCCAGAAACCAACCCAUAGAUAUAGAAUGUCAUGUUGAAACUGGUCCUGAAUCUCACUUUGGGUAUCAAAAGAUUUAUAAACUUCCACCAUGAAUAAAAAAUACUG